Messenger RNA from Tupaia belangeri chinensis (Chinese tree shrew), 2859 nucleotides. It is a transcript of the gene VANGL2, whose product is annotated as VANGL planar cell polarity protein 2. Gene Ontology annotation, cellular component: membrane. The transcript is spliced from 8 exons. The coding region runs from base 254 to 1819 and encodes 521 amino acids. Gene Ontology annotation, biological process: multicellular organism development. The record is from RefSeq and is a predicted model, not a curated record. NCBI's taxonomy places the organism in Eukaryota, Metazoa, Chordata, Mammalia, Scandentia, Tupaiidae.
CGAGACUCAGUUUUUAAGAGGAGGACUAGAAAGAAUAGGCUGGAACCACAUCAAGAGAUGCAGGAGCGUCGCUUGAUUUUCUCCAAGACAAGCCCACCCGUCCAGCAAAAUAGAGUCCCUCAGGGUGACGGUUGACUUCCUGAAGGUGCCUCUUGGCCUGAAGAAGCCGGUGCUGAAGGAGGUGGCUGUGGGGCCCCCCAAGAGGCCCCAGCCUGCGGCCCUGGAGCGCUACAAGGCACGGCGUUCAGACGCCAUGGACACCGAGUCCCAGUACUCGGGCUAUUCCUACAAGUCGGGCCACUCCCGCAGCUCCCGCAAGCACAGGGACCGCCGGGACCGACACCGCUCUAAGAGCCGAGAUGGGAGCCGAGGGGACAAGUCGGUGACGAUCCAGGCCCCAGGGGAGCCCCUGCUGGACAACGAGUCCACAAGAGGGGACGAGCGGGAUGACAACUGGGGCGAAACGACGACGGUAGUGACUGGCACCUCGGAGCACAGCAUCUCCCACGAUGACCUCACGCGCAUCGCCAAGGACAUGGAGGACAGUGUCCCGCUGGACUGCUCACGGCACCUGGGUGUGGCGGCGGGGCCCACCCUGGCGCUGCUCUCGUUCCUCACGCCGCUGGCUUUCCUGCUGCUGCCCCCGUUGCUGUGGCGGGAGGAGCUGGAGCCCUGCGGGACCGCCUGCGAGGGCCUCUUCAUCUCCGUGGCCUUCAAGCUGCUUAUCCUGAUGCUGGGCAGCUGGGCCCUGUUCUUCCGCCGGCCCAAGGCCUCGCUGCCUCGCGUCUUCGUGCUGCGCGCCCUGCUCAUGGUGCUCGUCUUCCUGCUUGUGGUCUCCUACUGGCUCUUCUACGGCGUGCGCAUCCUGGACGCCCGCGAGCGCAGCUACCAGGGCGUGGUGCAGUUCGCCGUGUCGCUGGUGGACGCGCUGCUCUUCGUGCACUACCUGGCGGUAGUCCUGCUGGAGCUGCGCCAGCUGCAGCCGCAGUUCACGCUCAAGGUCGUGCGCUCCACGGAUGGCGCCAGCCGCUUCUACAACGUGGGCCACCUCAGCAUCCAGCGUGUGGCAGUGUGGAUCCUGGAGAAGUAUUACCAUGACUUCCCUGUCUACAACCCUGCCCUCCUCAACCUGCCCAAGUCCGUCCUGGCCAAGAAAGUGUCUGGCUUCAAGGUGUAUUCCCUCGGAGAGGAAAACAGCACCAACAACUCCACGGGCCAGUCUCGGGCUGUGAUUGCCGCGGCGGCCCGGAGGCGGGACAACAGCCACAAUGAGUACUACUAUGAGGAGGCCGAGCACGAGCGGAGGGUGCGCAAACGGAGGGCCAGGCUUGUGGUGGCAGUGGAGGAGGCCUUCACUCACAUUAAGCGACUGCAGGAAGAGGAGCAGAAGAACCCCAGGGAGGUAAUGGACCCACGGGAGGCAGCCCAGGCCAUCUUCGCAUCCAUGGCCCGAGCCAUGCAGAAGUACCUCCGGACCACCAAGCAGCAGCCUUACCACACCAUGGAGAGCAUCCUGCAGCACCUGGAGUUCUGCAUCACGCACGACAUGACGCCCAAGGCCUUCUUGGAACGAUACCUGGCAGCUGGACCCACCAUCCAGUACCACAAGGAACGCUGGCUGGCCAAACAGUGGACCCUGGUGAGCGAGGAACCAGUGACCAAUGGGCUCAAGGAUGGCAUCGUUUUCCUCUUAAAACGCCAGGACUUCAGCCUGGUGGUCAGCACCAAGAAGGUCCCAUUCUUCAAACUCUCUGAGGAAUUUGUGGAUCCUAAGUCGCACAAGUUUGUCAUGAGGCUGCAGUCCGAGACCUCUGUGUGACUGCAACAGACGGCAGGGGGCGGGAGGGAGCCUGGGGCUCCGAGGGGCUGGGGGAGGCUGGGUUCUCAGCCCGGGCACAUCCCUGCUGCCUUUCUCCCUCUUGCUCUUGUUUUUUUUAUUUUUAUUUUUAUUUUUUUUUUUACUUGAAUUGACUCACCCCCACCUCCUUAUUUUACCCCAUGUGAACCCAGAGAGACCAUCCUGCUGUCAGCCAUCCUUGGGACACCCCUCUUCUCUCUCUGCCCUACUUUUGUAUCAUUCCAGGCCCUGCGGGAAUCAGUGCCUCUCCCCCUCCUCCUCCUCCUAUCUUUCCCAGGAUGACAGUCUCUUCUGAAAGGGCUCAGGGCCCUCCUGACUGUCCCUGCCUCUCCUGAGCCCCGGCUCACCAACUCCUGACGAGUUUCCCGCGACUCCAGAGAUCCACAGUGCCAAACUCCAGUGCAGGAGCUCCCCCGCCUGUUCCCAUUUCGCCUUCCCCCAGCAAACUCUGAGCUCUUGGCUGGGGUACACCUGCCAUGUGGCCCCAGAGUUAGGAAUCUCCUGCCAGGGUUAUUUGUUGUAGCUCCUAGAGCCUCCCUGCCCCAUCCACUCAUAUUUAGAGUGAGGAAAGAUCACAUCUUCUACCCAGAAAUCCCCACCUUCCCCUUCUAAUCUGUGUGGUCAUGUGUGACCACAGGGAAGCUGAGGUGGAAACCCUCUGUGACCAUUUUUCCUGGUUCUUUGUGUCCCACAGGGGGCGCCAUGGCUGGGCCUUUCUAGUGCUGGUUUCUGUGACCACGUGGCAUCCUGGCCCCUCCCCACCACACCUCCUAGACCUUGCUUUUUAUCAUUUGGGACACUUGCCGGCCUUCCCUCCAUGCCUCUGAGGGGUGGGCAGGAUAGAUCCCGGCGGUCUUAGAGAGACCCUGGUCCCUGACCCCUGCCCUCCAAACCUGCCUCACCUUCGUUCCAGUCCUUUCCAGUGAAGGAAGACAUAUAGACUCCUGUCCAAACUGGCCUGCAGACCCUGACCGACCCCUGUGGCCUGGGGCAGCUGUUCU